This is a messenger RNA of Cynara cardunculus var. scolymus (artichoke), 998 nucleotides long. RefSeq names its product eukaryotic translation initiation factor 6-like. Gene Ontology annotation, biological process: ribosomal subunit export from nucleus; maturation of LSU-rRNA; cytosolic ribosome assembly. NCBI's taxonomy places the organism in Eukaryota, Viridiplantae, Streptophyta, Magnoliopsida, Asterales, Asteraceae. Gene Ontology annotation, molecular function: ribosomal large subunit binding. The transcript is spliced from 6 exons. Gene Ontology annotation, cellular component: preribosome, large subunit precursor; nucleolus; cytosol. The record is from RefSeq and is a predicted model, not a curated record. The coding region runs from base 276 to 794 and encodes 172 amino acids.
CUCGCCUUGCUCUGUUGCUCAGAGUCACAGAGUUUUCUCUAAUCAGUGAAUCACCACUCUUCUGAACUCACAAUUCACGAAUCACGAAUCGAAAUCUCUCUCUCUGCCUCUCUCGAGUCUCGACUCUCGACCGCCUCUCGGCCUCUCGCUCGCCUCAUCUAUCGAUUCACGGCUAAACCUAGACGAAAUCCUCUCACGAAUCUCGCAUUUGAAAUCUUGAUUCACGAUACUUUUUCUCUCUGUAAACAAAUACUUCUCUGCUGCAUUUCUUCACAAUGGCCACAAGACUUCAGUUUGAGAAUUCAUGUGAAAUUGGGGUGUUCUCAAAGCUGACAAAUGCUUACUGCUUGGUAGCCAUUGGGGGGUCUGAAAAUUUCUACAGUACAUUUGAGUCCGAAUUAGCAGACRUUAUUCCUGUGGUUAAGACCUCCAUUGGUGGUACAAGAAUAAUUGGAAGGCUUUGCAUUGGUAACAAAAAUGGGCUUCUUUUGCCUCAUACUACUACUGAUCAAAAAUGGUGGUUCUGCUUCUUGCAGGUUCACCCUCAUACCUCUAUUGAAGACUUGGAUGAAUUGUCAACCCUCCUUCAAGUACCUUUAGUGGCGGGCACGGUGAAUCGUGGUAGUGAAGUGAUAGCUGCCGGCAUAACGGUCAAUGAUUGGACUGCUUUUUGYGGUUCGGACACUACCGCAACUGAAUUAUCUGUGAUCGAGAGUGUUUUCAAGUUGCGAGAAGCCCAACCGAGUGCCAUCGUGGAUGAGAUGAGGAAGUCUUUGAUCGAUACCUAUGUUUGAUAUCGUUAACGGCCAAACUCCACGAUAACUAUGGUUCCUGUUUUUUUAGCUUUCUUUUGAGGAUGAAAAUUUACCUUUUACUUGCCUUGUUUUAUGUUUUGCUACUUUUAGUGUUUAUACUUGCAUUUCAGUUUUGGGUUGUAAUGGAAUGUAUGUUUUGGUUGGUAAUGUUAUUCAUAACUAUUUAAAAUUAGCAUUUGCUUG